GGAUCGGAACUGCAUCGAAGUUACCGUCUUGCUCUCCAGGAAUAUGAAUUAAUAAAGAAAAGAAAGUCUUACGUUUUCCAUAUAAUAAGAACUAGGAAGUUCCCAAGUGUUCUUCACAAAUCCUUUCUUUGUUGGUUUUGGCUGAUAAACCAACCAGGCAACGACCAAUGGACCCUCCUAGUCCUCCUCCUCCUCCCAUUCCUGAAUCCCGACCACGACCUCUUACUCCUCCCGUGCUCCUAACCCGACCACGACCUCCUCUUCCUUAUGCUCGCCCUCUUCAGCCACCGCAAAGUCUUCCACCCCGACCACGACCCCAGGUGUUUGUUAGUUUCCGAGGAAAGGAGCUGCGCCACGGCUUCGUGAGUCAUGUAGUGAAAGCCUUGAGAAUUGCAGGGGUCAACGUUUUCAUUGAUAGCAACGAGAUGAAAGGGAGAGACCUUCAAAACCUCUUCAAGAGAAUCGAAAACUCAAAGAUGGCACUCGUGAUCUUCUCUGACCGGUUCUCGGAGUCAGACUGGUGCUUAAACGAGCUCGUGAAGAUUGAUGAUUGCGUGAAGGAAGGGAAACUAACAGUGAUCCCUGUCUUCUACAGGGUCAAUACAGACGACGUGAAAAAUUUCAAAGGUAAAUUUGGAAGUUGUUUUAUAGAAACGGUGCAGAGACAGUCUCCUAAGGAGGAACCUAUGGCCGAACGUUGGGUGAACUCUGUGAAAUCUAUUUCGUCCAAGACCGGCUUCACCUCAGAAGUCCACAGAAUAGAUAGCUAUCUUGUGGAUGCGAUUGUUCGGGACGUUAAGAGACAGCUACCAUACGUUCCCACUAAAGAGAAGGAAUUGCCCAUUGAAACAGAGAUUUUCUUCGCUCUUGUUUUGGCUGGUCUCUGUAAUUUCAUAGCACCUUUAAUAUUCAAUGACACGAGUUUCUACAAGACUCCUCAAUGGUUUGUAGGUGUUUUGUUUUUGGUUCUAAUCCGCAGGAAGUUCGCCUGACCGUGUGAGUGAUCGCGUGCUUUGACAUGAUCAGGCUCGUGUUUGUACUUGUACAUGUGUGUGUUUUGUGUGUUUGUUAAUAUUUAUAUAUAAAGAAAAUGUGCAUAAUUUACCCAUAUAUAUGCAUUACCCGCUUUUCAUGCCUGUGUGAGUUGGAAUAUGUGUAACUGUUAAGGAUGUUUUCAACAAUUUGC
Molecule: messenger RNA, 1186 nt
Organism: Arabidopsis thaliana (thale cress)
Lineage: Eukaryota; Viridiplantae; Streptophyta; Magnoliopsida; Brassicales; Brassicaceae
Product: Toll-Interleukin-Resistance (TIR) domain family protein
Exons: 2
Coding region: 168-992 (274 amino acids)
Biological process (GO): signal transduction
Source: RefSeq, marked reviewed